Messenger RNA from Parnassius apollo (apollo), 269 nucleotides. Lineage: Eukaryota; Metazoa; Arthropoda; Insecta; Lepidoptera; Papilionidae. The record is from the annotation of a GenBank genome assembly.
AUGUUGUUGGCAACGGCAGCUCAGCAGCAACCACUUCUCUUGUUUUUGGACUCCGUAGACCAGCUUACGGGGAUUGGUACCGAAAAUAAUAAAGUUUCAUGGCUUCCAUCAAGGCUGCCUCCACAUUGUAAGAUCAUUGUCACUAGCGCUUACGAAAAAGCAAAUCCAGAAUUAUCGAAAGAGUAUGAUGUACUUCGCCGUAUGAUAGACUCCGAGGAAAACUUUCUUGAAGUGAAAUCAUUAGAAGAUCUAGCAAUGCAAGUUCUAAA